Messenger RNA from Botrytis byssoidea, 1707 nucleotides. RefSeq lists its product as uncharacterized. Bases 1 to 1707 code for a protein of 568 amino acids. The record is from RefSeq and is a predicted model, not a curated record. The transcript has a single exon. NCBI's taxonomy places the organism in Eukaryota, Fungi, Ascomycota, Leotiomycetes, Helotiales, Sclerotiniaceae.
AUGGCUGCAUCAAAGACUUCAAGGUCACGAGCAAUAUCAUUGAUUUUAGCAUCCCUCUUUAUACCUCUUGCAUUAGCAGGUUCUAAUGCAAUAUCUCUUCAAUGGUCAAACAGAAGUUAUGGCCCUGACGGACCAUGGCAAGCAAUUUCUAUUGAUAUCGGUACACCCACUCAAGCUAUUGACCUCCUUCCCGGUGGGACAUGGACAGCUGAUAUCCUAAGCACUUCAAUUUGUUCUAAUUCCUCAAGCUGCUCAUCAUCGAAAGCUGGACUUUUUGAUAGGCAUGCUUCCACUUCCUACACUGAAAUCAACGAUACUGGUGUCAUUUCCAAUACUACAUUCGCAAACCGGGCCGGUGCAUUGCCCAUUUUAUCCGGCGACGCUCACAUAGGACUUGAUACCUUGACAAUUUCCAAUGGAAUAGAUAGUAACACUAUCGAGAAUUUUGAACUUCUUGUCAUUGAGAUUGCUGUUCAAACUUUAUCAAACGGAACAGCGUACGCACCUCAAGUCGGGACCCUUGCCCUAGGUGCCCCAGACAUUAAUCAGACAUUCUCUUCAAAUCUUACCGGGCAGUUUCUCUCCUCUGGCUUAUACUCCCAGGCUAGGAUUCCGUCGAAUUCAUUUGGCUUGCACAUUGGUUCUGCUUCGAUGGGUAUUCCUGGAAGUUUGGUACUUGGAGGAUACGAUCAAUCUCGAGUUUUGACGCCUGUCACUACGCAACAGGGUUACAAUGGUACAUUCUCCAUGUCACUAGCUGACAUUUCAAUCGGUACUAUUGAUGGAUACUCUCCUUUGAACUUCAAUGCCACUAAAUCUGGGCUUCUAUUCAAUAAUGCAACUUCCGCCGCAUCUAAUGGUUUACUAGAAGUGAACGUCGAUCCUUCGGUUCCAUAUCUCUACCUCCCAACAUCAACUUGCGACAUACUUGCCUCUUUCCUCCCCAUAAUAUACAACGAAAAUCUAAACCUCUACCUCUGGAACACUGCAUCUCCACUCUACAAACCUAUCAUCUCAUCACCUACCUAUCUCGCCUUCACAUUCUCUAACUCAGACUCAGACAAUCAGAAUACUCAAACCUCAAUCAAAAUUCCCUUCUCCCUCCUUUCACUUUCGUUAAAAUCUCCCCUAUCUAACACUUCUGAUUCUAUUCCCUAUUUCCCCUGCCAACCAUCCUCACUACCCUCCGGCUCUUGGGCUCUCGGCCGUGCAUUUCUCCAAGCUGCCUUCUUAGGAACCAUUUGGACUGAUUCAUCCAAUAUCUCUUCAUCCCAAAGCACUGCAUUUUUUCUAGCUCAAGCGCCGGGUCCUGAUGUUCCCGAUGAGAAAUUAGUUAACCUUCAGCCUGAUUCUACUUCCCUAAAUACCGCCACAACCACAUGGAAAGACACAUGGUCGUCUUAUUGGACGCCCCUUAACACCCCUCUAAAUCUUUCCUCACCCCAGUCACCCACCCCAUCGUCUUCAUCUUCGUUUUCUAGCACAGGACUACCUACUGCGCAGAUGAUCGGAAUCUCCGUCGGCAGUGCCACGGCUUUCCUUUUGCUUUUGACAGUGAUUUUCUGGAUUUGUAAACGCAAGGCCAACAUAGCGCGAGAAAACAAAAAAAAAGAAAAGGAAGAGGCAAUUUCGCGGGAAAUGGAAAAGAAGGAGAGGGAGAGACAGGGUAUCGAUUUGGGCUGGAUUAAGUUGGAAGAUGAUCCUUGA